Messenger RNA from Mycotypha africana, 1367 nucleotides. RefSeq lists its product as uncharacterized. Gene Ontology annotation, biological process: protein transport to vacuole involved in ubiquitin-dependent protein catabolic process via the multivesicular body sorting pathway. Bases 137 to 1252 code for a protein of 371 amino acids. The transcript is spliced from 4 exons. Gene Ontology annotation, molecular function: protein binding. Lineage: Eukaryota; Fungi; Mucoromycota; Mucoromycetes; Mucorales; Mycotyphaceae. Gene Ontology annotation, cellular component: ESCRT-0 complex. The record is from RefSeq and is a predicted model, not a curated record.
GCCGAAAAUGGAUGGCUUUCUUUUUUCGGCAAACAAGCAAAAUAAAAAGGGAUUCGUUACUGCAAGUCCUCUUUCUUUUUUCUUUUCUCUCUUCUAUUUAAGUACUUUCUUUCCUCUAUUCUAUAUCCAUUAAGACAUGAACAACGAAGAAUCAACACUCAAGGUGGCGAAUCAUGUAUUGGCUUCCAUUCUCAAUGAUUUGUCUUUUCUAAAAGAUAACAAUUUCCUGUCCCAUCAAACCUACAAUGAAGUGCUAGCUGUUUUACCAAAGAGGAUAUCUCCUCAACAAACAGAUCACUUUCAACAGCGACAAAAAGCCAGCACGUUGGAAGCGAGACCUCCUUUGCCUAUUCGAAAAUCUACAUCUACUACUACUACCAAAAGCGUAUCUUCCCCACAGACUUCCAUGCCAGUACCACAAUUACCAACGAGACGCAGCACGGUCGCCAUGUCUAUUCCUAACAACCAUAACAGAGAUUCAAUGGUUACAACAGCUGCUGCUGCAAAUUCUGCUCAUCAUCAUGUCGGUCAACCAUUGGCACAUACCACAGCAGGGACUCCAGUAACUGCAGAACCUAAAGAACACCAAGCAACCUCUUUGCCAUCUCCAGCUCCACCUGCUUAUACUCAGAGCCCUGUGGGAGUGAGUGAUACAAAUGAGUCCUUGGCAACCGCAGAAGCUUUAUAUAACUACCAAGGAGAAGACCCAGCCACCGAUUUAUCAUUCAAUCAAGGCGAUGUCAUUGAAGUCAUUGAAUAUGUGAAUGAUGACUGGUGGAAAGGAAGACUACAUGGAAAGACGGGCAUCUUUCCUCAAAAUCAUGUCAAAAAAUUACCACCUCCCAUUAAAGCAAAGCGUCCAGUUAUACCAACAACGAAUAGUAGCUUCUCACCUCCUUUAUAUCAUCAACAAAAUCAUCAGCAGCAACAACCACAUGAGAUGAAUGAAAAGAAUACCCCAACACCAUUCCCUUCAGGCUCUUAUUAUAGUCAACCUCCACCCUCAAAUGCUAUCUAUACGCCACCACCUGCUUAUCCACCAUCACAAGCUUAUAGCCAACCACCACCACCAGCAGCAGGGCCUGUGGUGGUGAAUCAUGUGGUUGGGCCCUCGUCAACACCAGCGGAAGGGGAAGAGCAACAAGAUAAAGUAGCCAACAUUGCCAAAAAGUUUGGUGGUAGAGUUGCCACUGCUGCCACUUGGGGUUUCGGUGCAACACUCGGAAGUCAAGCUGCAAAUGCCAUCUUUUAAACUAACGAUAGCUUUUUUUUUUUUGAGGAAAGAUGGCCAUAUCCUAAAAGAGAGUAAAUCACCUAGAUAUCCAUUGACUUUGACGAAAUGACUUGUAUUAGUAUAUACUCUGUAA